Molecule: messenger RNA, 2250 nt
Organism: Cannabis sativa
Lineage: Eukaryota; Viridiplantae; Streptophyta; Magnoliopsida; Rosales; Cannabaceae
Exons: 2
Coding region: 334-2250 (638 amino acids)
Source: RefSeq, a predicted model, not a curated record
GUACCCAGAAAUCGAUAGGACGAUGGACGACGACGAUGGAGGAGGUACAAUCUCAUUUUCACCUUUAUUUGAUGUUUUAAUUAUUUUUUGUUGGCAUAGUGCUUUUUUGCUAUCCUCAUUGUUCAGGAAUGAAAAUGGUAUUAUUGUUAGAUUGUGUUGGUGUGAAUGAUAUUGUGUUAGGUGUACACAUUUAUUUGAUGUGUUCAGAUUCUUAGAGAAUGGUAGUGGUAGUAUUUAAGGCAUUUUGAUAGAUUUUUUGUGGGUUGAAUAAGUCAAGUUUCACUUGGUUUUAGUGUGGGGCUAUUUUAUGUGGGGUAAAGUGUUUUCACUGGCAUGUGGGAAUAUUUGCACAUGGUGUUAAAGCAUAUGACAGACACUUUUAUUGGAAAGUUCUAUUAUUUUACUGUUAAAUUUUGUUGUUUUGUUCUUUUCUUGUUGCUAGGUAUGUACUUUAGUGUAAAUAUGCACCAUGGGGGUAAAUGGUUCAUUGACAAUGGUUUGAGAAAGUAUGAGGGUGGCACUGUCACUGAGUUUGACAAGUGUCACAGUAAUAUGUUUAAUAUGAUGGAACUAGAAGGGAUGAUGAUGCAAAUACAGUGGUGCCAUGGUCCUCUGCAUUUCUGGUUUAGGCCUAAAGAUAAACUGUUGAAUGAUGGAUUUGUGCUUAAGGGUGAUAAGGAUUUGCUGAGUAUGUUUGAUGACGUGAGAAGGAAGAGGUAUAGGAAAGUUGAGGUUUAUGUGGAUCUAUUUGGGACUUUUGGAGGGGAUUGUCUUGAAUUGGCAGUUGUUGGUGGCCCUAGUCAGAAGACAACAAUAAAACACUCUACAAUAGCUGGGCCUAAGUUGAAAAGAUGCAUAAUAGAAGAACUCCCUGAUGAUGCAGAUGUUGUUGUUGAUGUUCGAGUAAGUGCCCAACCUGAAGACUAUGUUAUGAGCAAGGCAGCACUUAAGAAUCUUGAGGAGGAACUAGCAGAUUAUUUAGAAGCUAGUAGUGGUGAUUCUGAGCAACAUGUUGAUGAGUUAUUUAUGUACAUGCCAGAUAUUGAAGAAGACAGUGAAGACAAUAGUGUGGAGAAUUUAGACAAUGACUCAAGUGGAGACAGUGACUCUAGUGUACAGAUAUUAGAAAAUGUAGAAGAAAUUGAAGGUAUAUUUGGAGAAGUUGGAUUCACUGCUGAGGAUAACCCAACAGAGGCCCACAUAGAAAAGGCCCAAUCACCAACCAAAAGUCCAACUCAAACCAGGAAAAGGCCAAGGCAAACCCCAACCCUCAGUCCCCCACAAUCCCAAAAAAGGCCAAGGCAAACCCUAACCAACAGUCCACCCCAAACCAGGAAAAGGGUAAGGCAGACCCCAAUCAAAAGUUCACCACAAACCAGAAAGAAACAAGCGCCAACAGUUUCUGAAACCCUACCCCAAUCAGCCACCCAAACCAGAAAACUACCAACCGAAUCCCCAAGUGGAACACCAUCCCAAACACCCAUCCAAACCAGAAAUAGAACACCCCAAACCAGUGACCACUUUGCAACCCAAUCAGGCACCAAAACACCAACCAAAAAACCCUACCAAACACCCAUCCAAACCAGAAAUAGAACACCCCAACCAAUGACCACUUUGCAACCCAAUCAGGCACCAAAACACCAACUAAAAAACCCUCCCAAACACCCAUCCAAACCAGAAAUAAAACACCCCAAACCAGGUCCCAAUUUGCAACCCAACCAGCCACCAAAACACCCAUCCAAACCACCACCAGCACACCCAAAAGCAAUCACCAUCUUGCUUCCCAAUCACCCACCAAAACCCCCACCCAAACCAGAAAAACCCCACCCCAAACCAGAAAAACCCCACCCUAAACCAGAUCCCAAUUCACUUCCAGAUCACCCACCAAAACACCUGCCAAAACCACACCCCAAACCAGAUCAACCACACCCCAAACCAGGUCCAAAACUGCAUCCUAAACACCUCACCAAACCACCAGUAGUAGUGACCAUCUUGCUUCCCAAUCACCCACCAAAACACCUGCCAAAACACCCACCCAAACUAAAAAAACCACACCCCAACCCAGUCACCAAUUUACUUCCCAAUCACCCACCAAAAUACCCACCAAUUUACAUCUGCCUUGUAGCUUGUAAAGCUGGCUUCAAGUUUUGCAGACCAAUUAUUGGGCUGGAUGGGUGCUUCUUGAAAGGCUAUUGCAGAGUUGGAGUAAGUGGAACAAUCCAGUGGGGAAAAAGAUCUUUGACAUCCUAG